Oncorhynchus kisutch (coho salmon) is the source of this 7583-nucleotide messenger RNA. Its product is annotated as CUGBP Elav-like family member 5. Gene Ontology annotation, molecular function: RNA binding. Lineage: Eukaryota; Metazoa; Chordata; Actinopteri; Salmoniformes; Salmonidae. The record is from RefSeq and is a predicted model, not a curated record.
AUGGCCAGAUUCACUCAGACUGAAACAGAAAGGCAGCAGCAACCACAGCAGCCCCAUCCCGCUCACACCAGCCUGGUUUUCACUGGACCUGGGGCAACACCGAUCCAACAACCACUACUACUUAUCCCUCACCAGCACCAGUACUCUCAGAUCACAUUUCCUAAACCCAUGAACGGGUCAGAAUCCAUUUCAAUUCAUCCGGAGAGCGGCAACAUGAAAGACCAAGAUGCCAUAAAGCUGUUUAUCGGGCAGAUACCGCGGAACCUAGAGGAAAAAGACCUGAAACCUCUGUUUGAACAGUUUGGGAAAAUCCACGAACUGACUGUUCUGAAGGACCGAUACACCGGCAUGCACAAAGGCUGCGCGUUCCUCACCUACUGCGCUCGCGAGUCGGCCAUCAAAGCCCAGAACGCCCUCCAUGAACAGAAAACACUGCCAGGGAAGACAGGAAGCUGUUUGUCGGGAUGCUAAACAAACAACAGACUGAGGAGGACGUGUACCGCCUCUUUGAGCCCUACGGAGUCAUCGAGGAGUGCACCGUCCUAAGAGGUCCCGACGGAAACAGCAAAGGCUGUGCCUUUGUAAAGUUCUCCACACAUGCUGAGGCCCAGUCUGCAAUCAGUGCCCUUCAUGGCAGCCAGACCAUGCCAAACGGCUCCGAUUCUCUCCCCCCCCAGGGCGCGUCCUCCAGCCUGGUGGUGAAGUUUGCCGACACCGACAAGGAGCGCACCAUCCGCCGCAUGCAGCAGAUGGUGGGCCAGUUUGGCAUCUUUAACCCAGCCAUCGCCCUUCCCUUCAGCACCUACAGUACCUACGCACAUGCAGCACUGCUGCAGCAUGACAAUGAGCUCAUGCAGCAGCAGGCAGCCAUCAUGGCAGCGAGCCACGGGGGCUACCUGACGCCCAGCAUGGCCUUCCCCGCCACCCAACUCCACCAGAUGGGGGCACUCAGCAUCAACGGCCUCCCACCCAACUCCAUGACCCCGGUGUCUGGGGAGUUCCACCAGGCACUGGGUCUUAGCUCUCCACCAGCCAACAUCACCACUCCCAGCAUCGUCACUCCCAUCGUCAACGGCUUCACGGGCAUCCCCCACCAUCAGCCCAACGGACAUCCCGCCGUGGAGACCAUGUACAGCAACGGCCUGCCGUCCUAUUCCACCCAGAGCCCCACCGCCGCAGACACCCUCCAGCAAGCCUUCACCGGAGUACAGCAAUACACAGCUAUCUACCCAGCUGGCACACUGACUCCCAUAGGCCAGACACUGCCUCAGCCAUCACAGGUCAUCCAGCAGCAGCAACAGAGAGAAGGUGAGGGGCCCGAGGGCUGUAACCUGUUCAUCUACCACCUGCCACAGGAGUUUGGAGAUAAUGAACUCAUGCAGAUGUUUCUGCCUUUCGGGAGCGUCAUCUCCUCCAAGGUCUUCAUGGACCGAGCCACCAACCAGAGCAAAUGCUUCGGGUUUGUGAGCUUCGACAACCCAGCUAGCGCACAGGCAGCUAUUCAAGCCAUGAACGGCUUUCAGAUUGGAAUGAAGAGGUUGAAAGUCCAGUUAAAACGACCGAAGGAUGCCAGCCGCCCUUACUGACACAACCUAGCCCUCAGUGUUCACUGCAACAGCACAGGUUUUGAGGACAACUGAAGAUAUCUUGGAGUUCAACUUUUUUUCUUUGAAAACAAAAAUUAUGUUUAAAAAAAAUCCACACAAGGAAUUUUGGAAGACAUAUCAGCAUUUACUUAUGAAGAAGACGUAGGCUAUUGCAAUGAUGAAGAGAUUGAAGAAGGUGUGAAGGAGUUGGCAGCAGCUACACCGAAGGACUUCAACGCAACAAACGGCACAGUGCAAGAAAUACAAGAGAAGUUUAAAAAAAAAAAACUGAAAAAAGAUGUGAAACUUUUCUUGUUGAGACUUGAAUUGUUAAUUAAGCAACAAACAAACAAAAAAGCAGCAACAACAAAUAGAUUUCUAUAUACGUAUUAUAUACACAUAUAUAUAAAGAAAGAGGCGCUUGUGGCUUUUACUAUACUGGAUAAAUGAGGGUUAACACUUGAAGAUCAAGAAAAACUGUGGAAAAAAAGAAGCUAUUCUGUCCUACUGAUGGACUUUCUUUCUCUUUCCCUCUUUCUCUUAUUCUCUCACCAUCUCUCAACAAGCGCCAGACUAUGACUUUCUGGGGUCACUGAGGUUUCCAUUAGCUACAGUACAACUGAAAAUCUUUCACCCCUAAGGGACCAAAGGACCAAACAUUUUUAUUGCUCUCAACAGUAAUAUAAUAUAGUAUUAAUGAUACUAAUACUACAAACUACUACUAAUAAUGUUACAAGUUAAAACUUAAGAAGAAACUUACUAGCUUCAGGUUGGAGCAGGAAAAGGGGUUUUUCUUUUAUUUUCCUUUUACAUUUAUAGCUACUGGGUUUGAGAAUAUUAAAAAAUCUUUAAAAAAUAAAAAAUAAAAAAAGUAUUUUAAAAGCUAUACUAUUUUAGUGGACGUAGAAUAUGUGGAUUAGAGAUUGUUUUGGGCAUGUUCAGAUCUGCUGUUAGCAGUCAUCAUUCCAAAUCUGGACUCAUCAUCUUGAACAUAUCUCUCUAGUAACUUCUCUGUGUUGAAGGAACAAAGCAACUCUGAGUAGCUGCUCAUAAAGCGCCACACUGUAGUGCCAAAAGAUAUCCCGGAAAUUGUGUCAAACCAAACAUUCAAGACAUACAGUGUAUUGAACAAUAUUUUCAAUCUUCUGCUGUUUCUAGUCCCCCUGUCAGUGCACUGCGUUCCAUUGUGAUGUAUUAUCAUUGUAGACCACCAUCUUUUUUUAUUGCAGAAAAAGGCAUUCCGUGUCAGGAAAAAGCGAGGCAGCGUCAUUAAAGCACUGAUAAUACAGAUAAUCUGACCAUAAAGCACAGCUGUAAAAGUGCCACCCGGUAGUGUGGAUACGGAGCAGUAAAGAAGCUCAACAUCUUUAACUGGUUAAUAAAAUAUACAAAUUACCCUGACAAUGGUUAUAAAAUUGCCAACCAAGCGUUGCAGUGCCUACUGGGUCCUGCCCCCUACCGCUGCCAGCUUUCUCCAGCUGCUCUCUGCAGGGGGGGGGGGCUCCCUGCUCAAGCACAUCUCUUUUAAUAGGGACCAUCAGUUUAUGGGGACCUGAGACCUAACUCGCAACAUAAUUAGGAUAAUGCUAAUAUUGAUCAGGUGAAGAGCAGCACUGCGGGGCAUGAGAUACACAAUCAAUUACACAUUGGCAUUUCGAAUGAAUUGACUGACUGACAGAGUUCAUUUUUCACACAGCGCCUGCAUGAUAAAUGCAGAAGCACCUUACCCCCUUCUCUCACUGCUUCAGGGAGGGCCUAGACUGACACACAUGUGCUGUGGGCCUGUUUGUGACUGCGAGACAGAAUGCUAUCCUUUUAAAACACAUAUGACAUGUGACAUAUGAUAUACAGAGCAUUCGGAAAGUAUUUAGACCCCUUUACUGUUUCCACAUUUUGUUACGUCACAGCUUUAUUCGAAAAUGUAUUAAAUUGUUAUUUUUCCUCAUCAAUCUACACACAAUACUCUAUAAUGACAAAGCAGAAACUUUUUUUUUAAUGAAAUAUUACAUUUACCGAAGUAUUCAGACCUUUUAUUCAGUGCUUUGUUGAGUUACCGUUGGCAGCGAUUACAGCCUUGAGUCUUCUUCGGUAUGAUCCUACAAGCUUGGCACACCUGUAUUUGGGGAGAUUCUACCAUUGCUCUCUGCAGAUCCUCUCAAGCUCUGUCAGGAUGGAUGGGGAGCAUCGCUGCAAAGCUAUUUUCAGAUCUCUUCAGAGAUGUUAGAUCGGGUUCAAGUCCAGGCUCUGGCUGGGCCACUCAAGGACAUUCAGAGACUUGUCCCGAAGCCACUCCUGUGUUGUCUUGGCUGUGUGCUUAGGGUCGUUGUCAUGAUGGAAGGUGAACCUUCGCCCCAGUCUGAGGAUCUCUCUGUACUUUGCUCCGUUCAUCUUUUCCUCGAUCCUGACUAGUAUCCUAGUCCAUGCCUCUGAAAAACAUCACCACAGCAUGAUCACCACCAUGCUUCACCGUAGGGAUGGUGCCAGGUUUCCUCCAGAUGUGACGCUUGGCAUUCAGGCCAAAGAGUUCAAUCUUGGUUUCAUCAGACCAGAGAAUCUUGUUUCUUUAGGUGCCAUUUGGAAAAUUCCAAGUGGGCUGUCAUGUGCCUUUUACUGAGGAGUGGCUUCCGUCUGGCCACUCUACCAUAAAGGCCUGAUUGGUGGAGUGCUGCAGAGAUGGUUGUCCUUAUGGAAGGUUAUCCCAUCUCCACAGAGGAACUCUAGAGCUCUGUCAGAGUGACCAUUGGGUUCUUGGUCACCUCCCUGACCAAGGCCCUUCUCCCCCGAUUGGUCAGUUUGGUCAGGCAGCCAGCUCUAGGAAGAGUCUUGUUGGUUCCACAGUGUUCUCGGGGACCUUCAAUGCUGCAGACAUUUUUUGGUACCCUUCCCCAGAUCUGUGCCUCGACACAGUCUUGGAGCUCUACGGACAAUUCCUUCAACCUCAUGGCUUUGUUUUUGCUCUGACAUGCGCUGUCAACUGUGGGACCUUGUAUAGACAGGUGUGUGCCUUUCCAAAUCAUGUCCAAUCAAUUGAAUUUACCACAGGUGGACUCCAAGUUGUAGAAAUGUCUCAAGGAUGAUCAAUGGAAACAGGAUGCACCUGUGCUCAAUUUCGAGUCUCAUGGCAAAGGGUCUGAAUACUUAUGUAAAUAAGGUGUCUGUUUUUUAUUUUUCAUAAAUGUGCAAACAUUUCUAAAAGUCUAUUUUUGCUUUGCCAUUAUGGGGUAUUGUGUGUAGAUUGCUGAGGAAAAACAUGUAUUUAAUCCAUUUUAGAAUAAGGCUGUAACGUAACAAAAUGUAGAAAUAUUCAAGGGGUCUGAAUACUUUCCAAAGGCCCUGUAUCAUUCCUGGAAUGGAAACAAAUAGUCUGUAGAGUUUAUUUAGUAUAGCGGCAAACAAUGAGGUCAAACGGAGGAGCAAGUGUAGUGUAGUCCUUCCUGCCUGCUGUAGAUGGGACUGAACUUAAGAGCAGAUGCAAUCUUUCCGGUGGGAAUAGUAGCACGCUGACAGGAGAACUCUUACACCAUGAGGAACAGCUUGGCUUUAGCAGCCUUAGGAGGUCAAAUUAACAGCAAAAUGAUCCAUCAAUUAGACUGCAGCAGGCCUGACAUUAAGUGUAGUUACUGCAGCUGCUGCUCGGAAGGGGAGUCACAAACAGGAACACAACAACAAAACAAACUCUGACGCAGACAGCGUGCUAUUAGCCUGAAGAACCAUUAAUGUGUUGUCUAAUAGUUGGCAACUCCUAUAGCCAGAUGGAGACGAUCAUUUAAAGAGUAUUAGUAAAAAGUCAACUGUUAAAGCAGAAGAGUAUACUAUUCCUAUGAAAUAUAAACAUGUUUUACACUAAUGAUAUGUUUGAGAUGAAAUCGGUUUGCAGAUUUACGUUGUAGCAGUAUUCCUACUCAACUCUAUUCCCUUUUCUAAUUUCCAUCGCAAAGCCAUUCAAUCACCAUACUCAUUCUCCUCUGAUGCCGAUCCAUCUACCACUGAGGAAAGGCCUCUAUCUCCUCUCUCUCCCCCUCCCACCCUCUCUAUCCCUCUCUCUUUCUCUCUCCUGCUCUCUGAGCACUGCCCUGUGCCCUGCUCCCUCUGAAUAUGUAGACACUGUUCUUUUCCACCACACAUCCCGUCUGUCUGAUGUCUGGCAAAUGGCAUAUCUGCUUGAAUGACUGGGCAACAAACCAUCUGAAUGAGAAUUUGACUGCGAGGAUGUGACUGAGCAAGUACCAGCAUGUAUAUUUAGUGCUCUCUGAAGAGUUCUGAAUGCAAGCCUCAGCAUUGAAACCAAAAGGACAAUGCACACUAAACUUGACCACUGAAAGCUACAAAAGGCUGGAGUUCUUGUAUGCUGUCAAAGUGCUGUAAUGCCUUUUAUCAACAUCAGAGGUGCCACAUCUCAGCUGAGUGUGUUUAUAAAGGGACAACCUCUGUUUAAUUCCCCCAUCAGACAUUCAAAUGUUCAUAUUGUAAAGCUAAAAAAGGAAGAAAAGCCAAUAGCAGAUGACGGAUUCACGAUAUUCAUAUGCAGCAGUGCAAAUAUGUGGUAGUAGAUGUUUAAUGACGUAUUAACAGUUGAAAUAUUAGCAAAUUAGAGAACAAGAUCGAUUAAGAACAUAAUGACAGUUUAUUUAAUUUUUUUGCAAGGUAGAUAUUUACCCGUAUUUUCCAAAAGUGAGUUACUGUGGUAGGUCCCUUCUGUUUAUCCUCCCCUGUCGGGACUAGGAACCUUAGUAAACUGUGAUAUACAGAUGUGCCCCUAGCAUCUAGAGCCUUAGUCCAAAAAGAUUUUCUUACACAAAUUUUACUGGAGGGAUUUUUAAAUUAUUAAAAUCAAAUUACAUUUGGCCUUUAACAACAGCUUGGGUAAUACAAAUUAAAGAUGGCAAUUGUGGCUGAAAUGUAAUGCAUUUGAGAAAUGAGAGGUAAUUUUUAUGGAGGGGUAAAAGUUAAGAGUACAAUAAUUGCUACGGAGGCGUGUGGAUGCAAACUGUUUAUAUCAAUUCCAGUAUUAUUUGCCCACAUGGGGUGCGAGUUUACAGGUGCUGUCCUGUCUGAUUUGUAGGCAACAGCAGUAAUUCUCAUUACACUCCAAUUUAAACGACAUGCUUGAGCCAGUGAAAUGUUUUUCAGUGUUUUCAUUGUAGUACCAUUCUGUUCAUACCUUGUCAUUCCAUCUCUCUAACCAUGAUGGUCAUUGAAUCUCUGAGCAUGCUCAAUAGGGGGGCUAGGAGGGGUUAAAGAUUAUAAUUAUGGUACUACUCGUAUUAACAAUAUGAUUCUUUAACUAUGGUUUGAAUGCUAAGGAUAGUAGCUUAUUAUAAAUAUGAAAUCUGUAUAUUAUGGAAAAUCAGCACAGGACCUUUCUUCGGGUAUUAUGGUGGGUGGAAUUGGGAGGGCUGGGAGGGGAGGGUUUUUGCUUUAUAAAGAUGUUACACUUCUGGUUUCUCAGCACAAAGCAUACAAAAAUAUAUAACAAAAGUAUUGAAUCUGUUUAGUAGACUUUACUGACAUGUUAUGGGGCAAGGGAAGCAUUUCAGUGCUAUUCUCUAAACCUGGACCAGAAAAAUGCUGUUUACAGGUUGUUUCAAAGAGGAGAGCGCCACCUAUCUGCUUGAUGGGCUCAGUACAGCAUGGUUAACUGAAAAGGGAAGCAGUACCUUUUUAUAUAUAAAAACAAUUAAAUAUGUGUUCUGUAAUAGCCUGAGAAACCAAACAUUUUUUCCCCGUUGAAAUUUCUUGAAUACUUGCUGCUUAGAUUAUUUCAUAUUAAUGAUUAAUGAUUUAAUGGUUUUAUAAUUAUUUAUUUGAUCAGGUAAGGAACUUGAUAUUUAAUUAUGUAUGUGUUUAUUUAUUUAUUAUUUAAUUGUUUAUUUAUUUCAUUUGUAUUUAUUUAUGUUAUUGUUCUGUUAUGAUAAGGUAUGUAUAAAAAGAAAUGCUUAUUGGGGCUUUUCUCUUUCUCUCCUUUUUUUCAAUUUUACAAUAAAAUUUCAAACUGGA